GUCUCCUUCAGGAGUGGCCAAGUGUGACAGGAGCCGUGCAAAAACCAAAUAUGGUGUCCGCAGCUCUGGUGCUUCUCACGUUGUCAACACUUGCAGUCCACGGGAAAGAAAUGUCUACAGACGGCCCUAUAAUUCCGCCAGGAUGUGAGGGAGAGACGCUCUGUGACAUUAAACCAGCUGAUUACCCGCAGGAGGAGAUCGAUAGUUACUUGAUCAAUAACCCGGAUUUCCAUAAACGGCUAAAGAGGGAGUUCCUUGGUAAAAAUCUUAACGCGGUGUCGCUUGCUGAGGGAAGCACUAAAGGGAACUGUAAAACAAAUGUGACGUUUACUACACCAUACCAGAAGGUCACUGAUCCAAGCAAGCUUCCCAGAGUAAUCGUGCAAUCUCAGUAUUACCAACAGAAAAUACAACAAGUAACAUGCGUUACAUCUUCGAAUGUUAAAAAAAACGAGAAUCAGUGCUUCGGCGCCUUAGUACAAAAUAACAAGAGGACCCAGUGCAUACAAAAAACCCGCAAGCAUAGGCUCGUCGUAUAUGAUCGUGAAAAACAGAAAAUGGAAGAAAUUGAUGGAAUAAUUAACGUUGAUUGCAUCUGUGAUGCUACUGAUGCGUACUAGUAAGGUAAACGCACCUACUAGUGCUCGACAUGCUAAUGCCUAAUAGAUGACACCUUACUGUCACUUCUAUUGACAAUGACUAAAGUUUCAAGACGACAUGUAAGGUGUAUUCGGGUAAUACCGAAUGUCGGAUAAUUCAGAUGAAAAUCAGCCUUAAUUCCAUCAUAAUAAAAGUCUCUUUUCGGAAUUAUCCGACAGUUUUCGACAUUCGGAAUUACCCGAGUAAACCUUACUGGGACCGCGUCGAGCACCAGUACGUUUACCUUAUGAUGGAAAGUGGAUAAAAGUCCAAAAUCUCCUAACUCUGGUCCAAAAUAAACUCUUUGUAAUAAAUACUAAUAAAUAUGUAUGUAAGUAUGUCGUCGCUUAGUAGUAGUACCCAUUAUAAUAUAAGCUUUGCUUAGUUUGGGGCUAGGUCGAAGUGUAAGAGUAUCCUUAAACAUUUAUUUAUUUCAUAUAUCUUUGUUCAAGUAUGUUUAUGAAUUGAUAUCCGAAAUUAUUUUAUUAUUUAUUUAUAAACCUAACAAAAACACCGACAAAGCGUCGAGCAGACGCUCGGGAGACGCUAGUGUGGAGUGACUUUAAUACUAUUAUGAUCAUUGUACAGUCACCUGCAAUAAUAUGUUACUCUUCGAAGGCCGCAAAAAUAUGUGACGCG
This is a messenger RNA of Cydia fagiglandana, 1278 nucleotides long. RefSeq lists its product as uncharacterized. NCBI's taxonomy places the organism in Eukaryota, Metazoa, Arthropoda, Insecta, Lepidoptera, Tortricidae. The record is from RefSeq and is a predicted model, not a curated record. The transcript is spliced from 6 exons. The coding region runs from base 51 to 620 and encodes 189 amino acids.